This is a messenger RNA of Striga asiatica, 603 nucleotides long. The record is from the annotation of a GenBank genome assembly. Lineage: Eukaryota; Viridiplantae; Streptophyta; Magnoliopsida; Lamiales; Orobanchaceae.
AUGAGGGUGAAGAAUCGCGUCAUGGAGAAGAGAAGAAUCAGACCACCUCCCCCAACCAGAGUCCGCCACCUACACCAGGAACCUGCAAGCCGCCGGGCACCACUCGAGGGAGAAAGAACGGGAAUCCCACCCACCAACCGACUUGAGCCAAUCCGCCGAAUCCACCAAACACAGCCAGAGAAGAGAGAGACCGGCGUCAGGGACAAGCCAGGCAGUCGCGGCGACCGCCGGCCCGGCCUCGCCGACGCCGGAGGAGGUGAAUCGAUCGAGAUUAAGGCGGCGAAAGUUAGGGGAUCAGAUCGAGUAGAGGAGGGUGCGCCUGGGCGGCUAUCGCUCGGCUCGGCUCAUGCGCGUGCGGUUUGGAUCGUGCGGGUUGUUCGCAAUCGGCCAGAGGGCAGCGAUCGUGCCGGCUGCUCGUGUAUCGUCGAAGGGGUUGAUGUACCGUUGAUGAAGGAUGCGGGAGAACUGGUGAUGCGAGAUGGAUGGCAAGCAGCGUGGCUGGCGGGGCUUGCGCUUGCAGUGGCAGCGACUAGGAUCGCCGAGAAGACAAGAGUGGGUGGAGGCAAUGGGUUUGGGACUUUGUUGCUAGUUUUUCUAUCGUGA